Molecule: messenger RNA, 1349 nt
Organism: Durusdinium trenchii
Lineage: Eukaryota; Dinophyceae; Suessiales; Symbiodiniaceae
Source: the annotation of a GenBank genome assembly
AUGGCCACAAGUAUGGCACUCUACCAGGACAAGUUUGUGGAGAUCUAUGCGGAUCACAUCAAGAUCAAGUCCUACUACGCCCCUGUUUUUCGGUCCAAGCGAAUCAAUAUCGGCAAAGAGUGUCGAGUUUCUUUCGCCACUGAUGAGGAACUGGGCUUCACAAAGGUAGACAGAAAAGGCUGGGGAAUGGCGCUGAACAAUGUUUGGUGGGCUCUGGACAUGAGGCGGGAAUUCAUUUUCGGAGGACCCAAGCACCCGGGCAUCGUCAUCACCGUGGGCAGAGACACCUUUCGAAAAGGUUUCAGCGUUGAGGAUGGAGAAGCAGCCGUGAAAGUCCUCGAGGGCGCUGACCUGCGCAGUGCAGUGACACGGCUGGAAGCGCGGAUGCAUGCGCUGGAGGGCCAGAACCUGCGCUCCGAUCGACGUGCCGCAGAGCUGGCUGGUCUCACGCAGGCCCUCACUGAGGAGCAGCGCGCUCUGCUGAUCCGCUUGGAUCGGUUGGAGGACUUGAAGCGAAGAGACGCUUUGCAGGUUCCCGAAGAUCGCCUGGGACGCUUGGAACAGGAGCACCGAACCCUGGCCUUGGAACUACGUUUGACGGCGUCGGUGGCUGAGGAGGCACAGCAGAAGCAGCAGCAACGGAUUCGAUCGUUAGAGGAGUCCAUGGGUGCAAGGCUUCGAAAACUGGAGCAUGGAGGAGGAGAGAUGCAAGCUGAAACGGAUCCUUCAGGCCGUAGCUGGUGGCCAGAAGUGUCUAAGUCUCGGGCGAACGAUGAGGCCAAAGACGUCUCACGUGUUUGUGAUUCCCUGGAAGCGAAGCUGUGUGGUUUGACAGCCAGCGUGGAAGAGAUUCAGAAGCAGCUGGUAUCUGUCUCAAGGAGAUGUGAGGGUCCUUCGUUGUCAGUUCAGGUUGCUGAACCCGGAUCACCAAGCCUAGAAAAAGCAGGGGCAAUGCCUUUUGAAGACAAGUUGGAGCAGCUGGAGCACUUCUGUUUGGACCUCCGGGAAACUUUGGAGGACCGGCUCCUGCUGGUGCUGGCUGACCUCGAAAAGCAAGUCCCUGAUUUGCUACAGAAAUUCCAGCGGGAGUCGGCAGAUGGGGCUGAACGUGCUGAAAAACUGAAAGAGCUGGAGGUGAGGGUCGAGAUGUUCUGCCGCCGCAUGAGCACACAGGAGGAAAGGCGCGUCGGCGCCUCGUGGCUCUGCAGCUUCCAGAGGUGAAGUGAAACUUAGGGAUCUUGCAGGAUAUUCUCCAAGUGACCAUCAAACAAUAGAGAAUCUUGUUUUCUCAACUUGCCCAACCGACUUAAAAAAAGUUACUGUAUGUGUCUUGACGAUUCAAGGCAAAC